Messenger RNA from Prosopis cineraria, 3093 nucleotides. Its product is annotated as disease resistance protein RPS5-like. The transcript is spliced from 3 exons. NCBI's taxonomy places the organism in Eukaryota, Viridiplantae, Streptophyta, Magnoliopsida, Fabales, Fabaceae. Bases 891 to 2510 code for a protein of 539 amino acids. The record is from RefSeq and is a predicted model, not a curated record. Gene Ontology annotation, molecular function: ADP binding. Gene Ontology annotation, biological process: defense response to other organism.
GAUCCCAGGUCAACUGACUCUUGGUUUAUCACUUUCCUGUUGUCUGAUCUGCAAGUGUUUUUCCUGCUCGGAUCCUUAUCCAAAACUAGAAGUUGAAUCGCUUAUCGUCUUAUCGAACUAAUAUCAAAGGCAUGGAAGCAGCGACGGUAAUCUGGGAUGCAUCGAAGUGCUUAUGUGGCAGCACAGCCAAAUAUGCUGCUAUCAUUUGCCAUUUGGAGGACAACCUGGGAUCUUUGAGGGGUCAAUGGGCAGAGCUCCGAAGCCUCAGCCAAGACGUAAAUACAAGAAUCCAGCAAACUGAGAGUAUGGCUCAUAUGCGAAGGACCAGAGAAGUUGAUGGUUGAUUGCAAAGUGUAAACGCUAUAGAACAGGUAAUCCAAGAUAUCAUGCAGCAAGCUGCUAAUAUAAUCCAGGUCAAGUGUUUGGGCAGCCGAUGUCCAAAGAAUUAUUUCUCAAGCUACACCACGGGAAAAGAGAUUGCUAAAAUGAUGGAUCGUGUCAGAGAAUUGAUGGCUAGAGGACGAAAAUUUGAUAAUGAUGCUAAUAUUGCUUAUCAGCUGCCAUGGGAGCCUGUGAAUGAGAUGCCAGUUAGGAAGACUGUGGGUAUGGAUUUGAUGUUAAAGAAGGUAUGGGAUAGCAUUGAAGAUGAAAAUGUGGGUCUCAUUGGUCUAUAUGGGAUGGGUGGUUCGGGGAAAACAACACUAAUGAGGAAACUCAAUAAUGAGUUAGUAAAGAGAAGCCAUGAUUUUGUGUUAGUGAUAUGGGUGGUUGUUUCUAAGGACUAUAAUAUUGAUCAAAUUAUAGAAGAUAUCCGACAAAAAUGUGGGAUCGGUGACGUGAAAUAGAAGAACAAAAGUAAAGAUGAGAAAGCCAUAGAAAUCUAUAGGGUCAUGAAGCAGAAAAAGUUCAUUUUGCUGUUAGAUGAUCUAUGGGAGGAGCCAGACUUACAAGGUGUUGGAGUUCCACUACCAAAUGAGGUCAAUCGAUCAAAAAUUUUGUUCACAACACGUCUUGAAAAUGUAUGUGACCAAAUGCAAGCAAGAAAAUUCAAAGUGGAAUGUUUGACAGAGAAAGAAGCAUUGGAUUUGUUUUGCAUGAAAGUAGGUGCAGAAACUCUAAGUUCACACCCAAGUAUGGAAGGGCUAGCACAAGAGCUUGUGCAAGAAUGCAAAGGAUUACCGCUUGCAUUGAUAACAGUAGGACGAGCUAUGGCUGGCCGGAAAAAUCCACAGGCAUGGAAACAUGCUAUAAGGGAGCUACAAAGUUUCCCUUCAGGGGUUUCUGGUAUAGAGAAAGAAGUAUUCAACACUCUCAAGUUCAGCUAUGAUAGCCUUCCUACUGACAUAGACAAAAAGUGUUUCUUAUAUUGUGCAUUAUUCCCAGAGGAUCGAACAAUUUACGUCCCUUGUUUAAUUCGCUUUUGGAUUGGGGAGGGAUUUCUCAAGGAGCAUUAUAGCUUGUAUGAUGCCUAUAAUCAUGGGGAAGAUAUAGUUGAAAGAUUAAAGCUAGCAUGUUUAUUGGAAGGUGAGGAAUUUCUUUGGGUUAAGAUGCAUGAUGUGGUUCGAGACAUGGCACUAUGGUUAGCUCGUAAUCAAGAUCAAGAGAAAAACAAAGUUCUAGUGAAAGGUGAAGCACUAAGAUCAUCACAAAUUGAUAAUCUUGAAGGAUCGAUGAUGGUAGAAAGGAUUUCAAUAAUAUAUGCAAAAGGAGAUGACUGGCAAGUUCCAAUUUGUCCAAACCUUUUAACACUAAUUGUGUGGGGCAAUGACUGCAAAAUAGAUUUUGCAAAUGCCCAAUUCUUAAGCAAUUUGAAAGUUUUAAGUCUAAGGAUGGAGAGGAUUUCGGCAAUCCCAGCUGAAAUAGGUCAACUAAUUCACUUGGAAUAUCUUGAGCUAUCUGAAAUGCGCAUUAAAGAAAAAUUACCGCUUCAGAUGAAAAAUCUAAAGAACUUGAGGGUAUUCCUCCUAGAGUAUGUUCAUUUCAGUCUUGAAAUCAUUCCUUUGGAGGUAAUAUCAAAUCUUGAGGAAUUAAGAGUCUUCUCAUUUAUCGAAAGUAGAUUCAAAGAAUGGAAAUCAUCGUUACAAAAGAUAAAGUCCUCAUUCCUUGCUGCCAUUCACUUCACCCAUACUAUGGAGAAAUCAUUUUUGGAGCAGCUAGAGUUACUGCCAUUUCUGGAGGAUCUAAGCAUCACCCUGGAGACUGCCACAGGUAUCAAGAAAUUGCUUAGCUCAACUAAAUUAAAAGCUUGUGUGAGAUUAAUGGGACUUUAUCAAUACAAGAUGGCUGCAAGCACCACGACAUUGUUACCAUCUGUAACAAGUAUGCAACAUCUGGAGCGUAUAACUUUAGUUGGAUUACAAGACAACAUGUCAGGGUCCUCUGUCAAUCAGACAUACCCUUUUCGCAAGCUCCGAUGGGUCACAAUUUCGGGUUGUCAUAACACUACUCAUUUGACAUGGCUCAAGUAUGCUGUUGUCCUUGAUUAUCUUAUUGUAGAAUGCAAGAAAUAAAUUAAGGGAAUUUGGGGAGAAAAACUAUGGUGGGACAAUUUAGAGUGGGAUGACCAGACCAUCAAGGAACAGUUCCGUUCAAAAUUUGAAGACUAGCUGAUGAUAAAGAAUUCCUGGAUCUCUCCUUCCUCAGUCUUGAACAUAUGAAUGCAGCCAAGCAUCCGGAUGAAUAAAAGGUCUGGAAUAGCUUUCAGGGUUGCAAUUUGAUGGUGGUGUUGUCUAUCUGAUGGGCAUGAUUUGGAAGGUUGAUGAUCUAGGUUGAAGUGUAUGGGAAGCUGUCAACCUGAUACUAGGAGAUCAUGCGUGGUAAUUAGUUGCUUGGGAGAAACUGGGCUGCAACCAUCAAGCACUGGAUGGCCAGUUAUGCCCAUAAUGCAUGGAUGUACUUAGCUUGCCUAUCUCCAAACAUCAUGCAACUUGAAUUUUUUUUUAUAUUGAAUGUUAGUAAUAAAUUGUUUGUAUCUAAUGCGAUAACAUUCAUCCGUUAGUUUCCACUUGUACCAUUUAUAUUUUAUAACUAGAACAAAAUUUGUAGUCGAAGAUUGGCUGUGGUGGAGCCUUAUAAAGUGUGAACCAACCCCCA